Molecule: messenger RNA, 1170 nt
Organism: Mobula hypostoma (lesser devil ray)
Lineage: Eukaryota; Metazoa; Chordata; Chondrichthyes; Myliobatiformes; Myliobatidae
Product: zygote arrest protein 2.L-like
Exons: 4
Coding region: 68-1045 (325 amino acids)
Biological process (GO): translation
Cellular component (GO): cytoplasm
Source: RefSeq, a predicted model, not a curated record
UUAAACACCUAAUGAGGGCAACAGCGACAAAAUGGGACUUACAUAAAAGGACCCCCUGGGCUUUCUAAUGUGUCUGUGUUUGAUGAUGGAGCAGUUUGUUUAUUCACCUCUCAAUUCGGCUCCUUAUAGUAAUGGAAAGCCCAGACAGCAAAACUGGAGGCAAAAACAUUACCCUCCGGGAAAUGUUGAAGCUGUCGAUUACUUGGAUAACUAUAAGAGGGCGCAGCUGAAAGCUAUUCUCUCUCAGGUCAAUCCUAAUUUGACUCCGCGUCUCAGGAAAGCGAAUACCAAAGAAAUUGGGAUUCAGGUUAAUCCAAAGGUAGAUGCUUCUGUUCAAUGUUCGCUGGGACCUAGGACUCUACCUCGACAGAAACGACGUUCUGUAACCGAAGGAGUUCGGUCGCCGUCUCCGGCCGGUGCUACAGAUGUCAGCAGUGAGGCUGUCGGCGCUACAUCACGGUCUCCUACCGUCGUGCGUUUUUCUCGCCCCAUCGCCGUCUAUUCGCCUGUGUUUGAUCGGCGUAUGGGAGAAAAGAACCAAGGACGAGAAAAAAAGGAUAGUAAGGUUUCCCCCGAGGGUUUGGAGGAAGAUUCUGCUCCACACCAGGAAAAAGAGGCUUUUCUUCGUGAAAAAGAAAAUGCGGAUACAGCGGAUAUGGAAAACCAAGAAGCAGUAGGUCAGAAUGACCAAGAAGUCAAGGGAAAUGAAGGCAAACAGAGGUUUCGUUUCCAGUUUUUGGAGCAGAAGUAUGGCUACUAUCACUGUAAGGACUGCAACAUCAGAUGGGAAAGUGCUUAUGUUUGGUGCAUUUCAGGAACUAAUAAGGUUUACUUCAAGCAAUUUUGCCGUAAAUGCAAUAAGGGAUACAAUCCUUACAAGGUGGAAGCUAUUCUCUGUCAGGCGUGCUUCAAACACUGCUGUACUUGCACUCAAAAAAAGCGACACAUUGAUCCAAAAAGACCACAUCGCCAGGAGUUGUGUGGCCGUUGUCGAGGGAAACGGUUAUCCUGUGAUAAUACAUAUAGCUUCAAAUAUAUUGUUUGAAACUUGCUACUUUCUGCAGAAUCAGCAGAAUACUGAUUCUGUAUGGUACUAGGGCUACUUAAAUGGCAUGGAAAAUGGAUCGUUUUGUAUUCCUAAAUUAUGAAUUUAAAAUGUUAUGAAAUUAA